Molecule: messenger RNA, 3151 nt
Organism: Rhinichthys klamathensis goyatoka
Lineage: Eukaryota; Metazoa; Chordata; Actinopteri; Cypriniformes; Leuciscidae
Gene: dmgdh
Product: dimethylglycine dehydrogenase
Exons: 16
Coding region: 199-2775 (858 amino acids)
Cellular component (GO): mitochondrion
Molecular function (GO): oxidoreductase activity; protein binding
Source: RefSeq, a predicted model, not a curated record
UAUUAUUCAGUGUUGUCUCAUGUGGGUCAUUUAUGAAUUAUAAUGAAUAUGAAUCCCCUCAUAGACUGUUAAACUCGCCGCGCGUCUGACAGGCGUGCGCGCGCUGCUCGUGCGUGCUUCUGCGUGGCCGCUUGUUUGGAAACUCAGAGCUGAACUCAAGACGAACUCAAGAAAACUUCAUUCGGACCCAAACACAACAUGUCGCGUGUGUUAAACGCGUUCGACGCUCUCAUGAGGCGAGGCGUCGGGAGAAACGCACUGCGCGUUCCCGCACGGGGCUUCGCGACGCACGACGGAGAUGGUGUGUUGAGGAAGUGUGUGAAGGACAGCGUAGAGACGGUGGUCAUCGGGGGAGGGUGUGUCGGGGUCAGUCUGGCGUAUCAUCUGGCCAAAGCCGGACAGAAGGAUGUGGUUCUGCUGGAGAAGUCGGAGCUGACGGCCGGAUCCACGUGGCACGCGGCGGGACUCACCACAUAUUAUCAUCCAGGCAUUAAUCUGAAGAAGAUUCAUUACUACAGCAUCAAACUGUUCGAGCAGCUGGAGGCCGAGACGGGACAGGCCGUGGGCUUCCAUCAGCCGGGCAGCAUCAGGAUCGCCUCCACUCCGGUCCGAGUCGACGAGCUCAAAUAUCAGAUGAGCCGAACUCACUGGCAUCCCACGCCUCAGUUCCUCAUCGAGCCGGAGAAGAUCCAGCAGCUCUUCCCUCUGCUCAACAUGAACAAGGUGUUGGCAGGUCUGUAUAACCCGGGUGACGGUCACAUCGACCCAUACUCUCUGACGAUGGCUCUAGCGGCGGGAGCGCGGAUGUACGGCGCUCAGAUCUAUCCUCACACUCCGGUCACGGGCCUUACACACACUGCUGACGGCAGAUGGGACGUCCAGACUCCACACGGAACCAUCCGGGCCAAUCGCAUCGUCAAUGCCACAGGGUUCUGGGCGCGUGAACUGGGUCACAUGAUCGGAUUCCAGCACCCCACCGUCCCAGUGCACCACCAGUACGUCGUCACGGCGACCGUUCCCGAGGUGAAGGCCCUGGGGGCGGAGCUUCCGGUGAUCCGGGAUCUGGAGGGCUCGUAUUACCUUCGUCAGGAGCGCGACGGGCUGCUGUUCGGACCCUACGAGAGCGAGGAGAAGAUGGUUCUGCAGGACUCGUGGAUCCGAGACGGCGUCCCGCCAGGUUUCGGGAAGGAGUUGUUCGAGUCGGAUCUGGACCGGAUAAUGGAUCAUGUGGAAAUGGCCAUGGAGAUGGUGCCGGUUCUGAAGAACGCUGACAUCAUCAACAUCGUGUCCGGGCCGAUCACGUACACACCGGACCUGCUGCCCAUGAUCGGGCCGCACCAGGGAGCCCGCAACUACUGGACCGCCAUCGGCUUCGGGUACGGCAUCAUUCACUCGGGAGGAGUGGGGAAGUUCCUCAGUGACUGGAUCAUGAGUGGUGAACCCCCGUAUGACCUCAUCGAGUGUGACCCCAAUCGCUACGGCAACUGGACCACCAUACCGUACGUGUGCGCCAAAGCCAGGGAAUCCUACGGCUUCAACAAUGUGGUGGGCUUCCCGAAGGAGGAGCGUUUCGCGGGUCGGCCCACUAGCCGGGUCAGUGGCGUCUAUGAGCUGCUGAAGGACAAAUGCUCCAUGGGUUUCCAUGCAGGCUGGGAACAGCCACACUACUUCCACAAACCUGGAGACGACAUCGGAUACAAACCCAGUUUCAGAAGGACGAACUGGUUCGGGCCGGUCGGACGGGAGUGUAAACUAGUGAUGGAGGGAGUGGGUGUGAUUGACCUUUCACCCUUUGGGAAGUUCAUGGUGAAAGGAGAUGAUUCACACCGGCUGCUCGACCGGCUGUUUGCCAACACACUCCCAAAGGUGGGCCAAACCAACAUCAGUCACAUGCUGACCCCGCGGGGGCGUGUCUACGCUGAGGUCACGGUUACCCAGAUCACACCUGGAGAGUUUCUGCUCAUCACAGGCUCCGGGUCCGAGCUUCACGAUCUGCGAUGGAUCGAACGCGAGGUGUGUGAUGGGGAUUAUCACGUGAGUGUGUGUAACGUGACGGAUGAGAUCGGUGUUUUGGGCGUCGCCGGGCCGAAGUCUCGAGCGGUUCUUCAGAAACUGAGCGAUGAGGACAUGAGUGAUGCGGGUUUCAGAUUCCUGUGGUGCAGAUCCCUUCAGCUGGCCGGCGUCCCGGUGCGAGCCGUCCGGAUAUCAUACACAGGUGAGCUGGGUUGGGAGCUGUACAUGGACAUGAGAAACAUGAGGUCUGUGUAUCAGGCGCUGAUGGAAGCGGGACAGAACGAGGACAUCGACGACUUCGGCACAUACGCCAUGAACUCACUGAGACUGGAGAAGGGCUUCAGAGCCUGGGGAGCCGAGAUGAACUGCGACACCAAUCCUUUCGAAGCCGGUUUGGACUAUUUCAUCAAACUCAAUAAGCCUGCAGAUUUCGUGGGUAAACAGGCUCUGCUGGAGAUCAAGGCUCAGGGUUUGAGGCGUCGACUGGCGUUCCUCACACUGAACACUGACGACAUCGACCCCGAGGGGAACGAGACCGUCUGGCACAAUGGACAGGUGGUGGGGAACACGACGUCAGGAUCGUACAGCUUCACUGCUCAUCAGAGUCUGGCGUUCGCGUAUCUGCCACUCCAUCUGAUCCGCGAGGGGCAACAGCUGGAGGUGGAGCUUCUGGGUCACAGACACCCGGCAACGGUUGCUAAGGAGCCGCUGGUGCUCACAGAACCCAGCAGAACCCGCCAGCAGAGGAAGAGCCAGACCUGAGAACCCGCCCGACCUUUGACCUUUCAGUGAUGUCACAACUGAGUCAGCCGAGACUUUCAUUCCUGUGUGAACGUUUCGUCUACAUGAAAAUCUCAAAACAAAUGUCAGAUUUUUUUAAAUGUCUAAAUCUGUGUUAAAAAGCAUUAAUAACUGAAAACACUGUGACGUUCUGCUGCUGCUGAAACAUGUCUUAAUGUCCAGAUUCUGUGAAUGAUUAGUCAUAUUGUGACUGAUUAACUGAUGAGUCUUACAGAGAGCCAGAGAAGAACUUAAUAAAACACAAUCUCAGAUGAUUCUCGUAUGAUUUUGACCUCUAAUUAUUCCUGUAUUUGUACUGUAUGUUUUCAAUGUCAAUAAACGCUCUCUAUCUCCUCUC